Messenger RNA from Lottia gigantea (owl limpet), 3960 nucleotides. RefSeq lists its product as hypothetical. Lineage: Eukaryota; Metazoa; Mollusca; Gastropoda; Lottiidae. The record is from RefSeq and is a predicted model, not a curated record. Bases 1 to 3960 code for a protein of 1319 amino acids. The transcript has 25 exons.
AUGUGGAUAAUUUUAAGUCUUGUGUUUUCAUGUUUGCCCUGUAUAACUGGACAUAUUUCCCUCAUUUAUCCACCGUCCAGAAAAUAUGAUUUCGAUUUUAUGGAUAAUUUACUUACCCCGGGACCAUGCGGCGUACCAACAGGUUUAGGUCCAUCGACGACAUUAUUAGCUGGAUCAACUAUAAAUGUCAAAUUUCAUUUAGCAUAUCCCCACAAGGGAGGGUUUUUCUUGGAAGUUAUGAACAACAACACCAAUGCCAUACUACGACAUCCACAAUCAGGUGUUUUGUCAAGUUCGAAUACAACGCUUCGAUCAGCUGAAUUAACUCUCCCAAAUCAAGAAUGCAGGGGAUGUUGGAUACGAUUAGUAAGACAGGCAGCAGAAUGGGUGGCUAGUUGUCGAAAAGGUUACGUGUUUUGGUCUUGUGCUGAUGUUGAUAUCAUUCAAACAGGUUUCAUUGAGUCAUGUAGUGGUCAUGGUACAUGGAGAAAUAAUAAGUGUGAAUGUGGAAUGCUGUGGAUAGGAGAUAGAUGUGAACAUAAAGUUGAUUGUAAAGACGCCAGUGAUUGCAAUGAUCAUGGUGAAUGUGUAGAUAUUGCUACAGAUCCUAACCCAAUUAAGCAUUGUUAUUGCCAACAUGGAUGGCACGGUAUACAGUGUGAUAAAACCUCCAGUGUGGCCACCAAGAAUAUCGAUUACAGUUUAUACAAAAAAAGCGAACUCAGUCCAGAUUAUAUGUUAUUCUAUAGAUAUAUUGCGAUUUCUGAAGAGAUUGAAAUGGUACUAAAAGUGAACUCUUCUAACUGGGUAGCUAUUGGAUGGAGACCCCAAUCUUUCCGGUCAGGAUGUCAGCUUUUCCCUAACCUACCGAAUGCUAGAGCGUGGUCAGCGGGUGAAGAUGAGGUAAACACAAAAGAAACUACCCCAAAACCAGAAGGUGAAGCUGAGGCAACAACAGAACCAGAAUCUGUACCAGAGACCCCGAAACCAGAAGGAGAAGUAACGUCUGAACCAGAAACGGAAGGUGAAGUAACGUCUGAACCCGAAACAGAAGGUGAAGUAACGUCUGAACCCGAAACAGAAGGACAAGUAACGUCUGAACCUGAACCUGAAACGGAAGGUGAAGUAACCUCUGAACCUGAAACGGAAGGUGAAGUAACGUCUGAACCCGAAACAGAAGGUGAAGUAACGUCUGAACCCGAAACAGAAGGACAAGUAACGUCUGAACCUGAACCUGAAACGGAAGCAGAAGUAACAACAGAACCAGAAUCUGAACCGGAGCGUGCUUGUGGUUCAGAAUGGUCCACGGGCUGUACUAAUGCCGGUUGCACAUAUAAAGCGAGCUGGACCUAUGAUAGCAGUAAUGACGAAAUAAACUUUGUUUUGGAAAGUACAUCAACUACCAGUUGGUUGGCAAUCGGAUUUUCGGAUGAUCAAUUGAUGCCAGGUUCUGAUGCCUUUUAUGGAUUCUAUGAAAACAAUCAACUUAUUGUCAAAGACGCAUAUUUGGCAGCGAAACAAACGCCAACAAUUGAUGGAACUCAGAAUGUGGUAGUUGUCAAUGGCGCUGUUACUAAUGGUAUUCUGAAAAUAGAAGUAAAACGAGCAAGAAACACGGGUGAUUCAGCUGAUAAGUCAUUUACUGACUCUGAUUGUUACUAUUUUCUCUAUGCAAUGGGUACAGUUAACAGCGGUUCAAUAUCAUAUCACUCAAAAAGGUGGAUCUCAACAGAGAAAAUAUGUAUCAAAGCAUGCGCUAUUGACCAGUCUUAUUUAUCUUUAACAAUAAAGUCAGUAGGGGCCUAUGUAGUAACUACCCCAAAACCAGAAGGUGAAGCUGAGGCAACAACAGAACCAGAAUCUGUACCAGAGACCCCGGAACCAGAAGUAACGUCUGAACCUGAAACGGAAGGAGAAGUAACGUCUGAACCUGAAACGGAAGGUGAAGUAACGUCUGAACCUGAAACGGAAGGAGAAGUAACGUCUGAACCUGAAACGGAAGGAGAAGUAACGUCUGAACCUGAAACGGAAGGUGAAGUAACGUCUGAACCUGAAACAGAAGGUGAAGUAACGUCUGAACCUGAAACGGAAAGUGAAGUAACGUCUGAACCUGAAACAGAAGUUGAAGUAACGUCUGAACCUGAAACAGAAGGUGAAGUAACGUCUGAACCUGAAACAGAAGGUGAAGUAACGUCUGAACCUGAAACGGAAAGUGAAGUAACGUAUGAACCUGAAACAGAAGGUGAAGUAACGUCUGAACCUGAAUCGGAAGGUGGAACAAAAACUUGCCAAUCACCUUUACCAGAACUAGGCUAUUCGAGUGGAGGUCGUAUUGUUGGUACCAAUGACCGAAAUGGAAAUGCUCCGCGUUAUGGAAUGGAUUGUUCAGAUAUUAUUGUGGGUACAGCAAGAGGUGAAACAAGUAGAAUAGGUGAUUACUACAGCCGCGAUAGAUCCACACCUAAACAUGAUAGCGUCUAUGGUGGUGAAGACAGUCUAACUGCAGCUUUAGGCUUUGAAAAUGAUGGUCAAACAGUGAUUGUAUUUAGGAGAAAAGUUCAAGCAUUCCACAGAUCUGAUCACACUAUUGAAAAAGGUAUAAUGAGUGUGAUUUGGGCACAUGGACAAAUAGAAGAUAGUUAUAGACAUAAUCCAGAAUCUGGUGAUAAACCAGGCUUUUAUGCCAAAGAUCAGCUUCUCUAUCAUGGUGCUAGCCCCAACAGAGGAACUGCAAGUAUAAACUUCUUGGAAAGUGCCCGAGAUCUCAGUACAUCGUGUAAUGGUAACUGGCCUACUGAAUGUGAUAACUGUGACCUGGAAGUGUCGUGGGUUUAUAAUGAAGACACGGAUGAUAUCAGUUUUACAAUGAAGGCAAGAUUAAAUGAAGAAAGCAAAUGGAUCGGUGUUGGAUUUUCUAAGGAUAAAAACAUGGCUAAUUCUGAUGCUAUUAUUGGCUGGGUUGAUAAUGGUCAGGUGCACGUCUCUGACAGGUGGAUGACUGGGCAAGUUCAACCUCAGAAAGAUGCCAAAGACGAUAUUAAAAAUAAACGUGGUAUAGUUGAAAAUGGUGUAACCACUAUAACCUUUGAUAGAGCAAGAGAUACCGGAGAUAGCAGUGAUUUGGCUUUCACUGAUAAUCAAUGUUUGUAUAUGUUCUAUGCUGUGGGUGGCGGCUAUAAAAGUAGUGAUGAAAGUAUCACGAAACAUGGAAAUACACCAACAGUAUCAUCUAGUAAAAUCUGUAUUCGAUCUUGUGAUGUUGUUGCAAGUGGAACAAGUUUAAUAUCAACGGUUGAAGUUACCUUUAAUAAUCAAUAUGAUUCCAAACUGAGUGAUAGAGCAUCUGAUGAAUUUAAGAAUUUAGAACGUACUAUGAAAGAAUGGAUGGAUAUGGUAUUCAAAUCUCUCCCUGGUUAUCUGGAAACUAAAAUUCUUCAAUUCAAACAAGGAAGUAUCAUAGUGGUAGCUGAUGUAGAAUCUAUUAGAGAUAGUGACUCAGUGUCCAAUAAAGCCCAGUAUAAAACAGAUAUAGAAAGUCUAUUACAGAGAGGUCAAAGUUCGCCUCCACAAGGCUAUACUAUCACUGGUUUCAAUGUUGGUAACCCAAGAUCAGUUCAAGCUCCUAAACCAUUCCGUUUAACACUGAUCGAAGAGAUUGUAAUUGGUCUUACUGUAUCUUUGGUGAUUGUAAUUGUAAUAGUGGCUGUCUGUAAAUUAUCAGAAACACAACGUGAAAAGAAAAAGGCAGCGGCAUCAAAUAAACACCAGAGGUUUAAUGGAGACAGCAGUUCAGGAUCUAGUACAACCAGUUUAUCAAACCAGAAACCAACUCUGGAUUAUAAGAUGCCAGCCCAGGGAUAUACUAAUGCUGGAUACAAUACUACAUUAAAUUCCAGUAAUGGUACCCAAAGAUCAACUAUCACUUAUGAUGAAUUCAUCAAAACAAAAAAUAUUCCUUAA